Messenger RNA from Alternaria burnsii, 2145 nucleotides. RefSeq lists its product as uncharacterized. The transcript has 3 exons. The record is from RefSeq and is a predicted model, not a curated record. The coding region runs from base 1 to 2145 and encodes 714 amino acids. Gene Ontology annotation, molecular function: serine-type endopeptidase activity. Gene Ontology annotation, biological process: proteolysis. Lineage: Eukaryota; Fungi; Ascomycota; Dothideomycetes; Pleosporales; Pleosporaceae.
AUGGCGUCCAUCACCGUCAAUGGUAACACAAUCGUACCGAUCGGAUCACAAGGCGAGGGCUGGAUUGUUAAUGCAAAUGAUCAGGAAAAAGUGGAGUCUGCACCCAAUGCAAAAGAUUCGAAUUUCAUUCUUGUGCAAGUCGAUCAUAUCCUCACUGUUGCUGAGAAGGGGGUUUUGGCACACCACCAUGUUGAGAUCCAAGAAUACGUUGCGGAGAACACAUUCUUGUGUCGAUAUGAGCCGGACGAUCUACAAGCCCUGCGACUGUUGCCGUUCGUCGUGACAGCGGACGUUUAUCUCCCACAACUCAAAACAACCAUCUCAUUGAAAGAAAUGGUCGAAAGCGAACACGACCAAGAGGACUACGAGGUCGAUCUGAUCCUUCAUGAGACUCCCAACUUGACCUCUGAGCAGUUGGCUUCCUAUGUUGCGCAAGCGGCUGAAGUGGCCCUUGUGGACCUCGAGAUCCUGGAGCGUAAGAUCAGAGUCACUGUUCACCAGGACAAGCUCGCAGCACUCGCCGCAUUAGACAGUGUCAACAGGAUCGAAGAGGUCCGGCAAUAUACCACGUUCAACGACCAGGCGCGCGCCGUUCUAUUCGAUGUGGGCGCUAUUCAGAAUGCUUCGAUCCCAUACCAGGGCACUGGGCAAAUUGUCUGCGUGGCCGACUCAGGAUUUGACCAGGGCAUAGCGACGGACACAGGGGACAUUAAGGUUCAUCCUGCCUUUUCGGGUCGUGUUGUGCAAGUCAUCGGUAUGGUUCCAGAUACCGCUACUCCCAAUGACCCCGUGGGUCACGGUACACAUGUCUGCGCUUCCAUCUGCGGUAAUGGAGUCUACAAGAACACCGCCGAUAUGGUUGAUGUACCGAUCAAAGGCACUGCGCCAAACGCGAAGAUCAUUGUACAGGCCAUGUCUCAGUGGUACCCCGACCUUCGUGCUUGGGGCUUGAAGCCGCCGGCAGACACGUCCAUUCUGUACUCAAGCGCGUACCAACUCGGCGCUCGAAUCCAUAACAAUUCUUGGGGCCUCAAAUGGAGCUCCACGGCGCGACAAUUUGGAUACGCAGGCGGCGCGACAGCCAUCGAUCGGUUCAUGUGCGACAACCUAGAUUUCUGUAUCCUCGUGGCAGCCGGUAACGACGCCAGAGCCAAGAACGCAGGCGCGAGCCAGAUAGGGGAUAAUGGAGCUGCAAAGAAUUGCAUCACAGUCGGCGCUACAGGCACGACGCGAGAUAAUGACGGUCAAAGAUACACCCGUGGCUUCAAGCACGGCUCGGAUGUCACCUCCGUGGCCAUCUUCAGCUCACGUGGUCCCACGCUGCCCGCACGGAAUGCGAACAAUGAAACCACGGUGGGGAGGAUCAAACCUGACGUCGUUGCGCCGGGCGUCGCUAUCCUCUCCGCCGCCUCUCGCGCGCUCUCACCAAAGGAUCACCGCCGCGUCGCGAACGGGGAAUCUGCUGAUCCUGAUUGGAUGUUCCAGUCAGGCACAAGUCAGGCUACGCCUCUGGUCUCAGGCUGCGUUGCAUUGCUUCGCGAAGCACUACAGGGCGUUGGAAAAGAUAAGAUCAGCGCGGCUUUGAUCAAAGCUUUAUUGGUCAAUGGCGCAGUACUGCACAGUAGUAAAGAUGAAAGUGGCAAAACAAUGAUUUACGAUUACGCGCAGGGCUUUGGACGCGUAAAUGUCUCGACCUCCCUCAAGAUGGUGCGACAGCUUUCUUUUGUUGACGGCUGGAAAGGCAACAUUAAAUGCGAAAGCGAACAUCCUCAUGCCCAAGACGCGCCUAUGUUGCGAGUCACCUCGGAGAAGGACAAGACGUGGCAGAGCCCGCCGUUAACCAUUCCCUCGACGGGUACUCGCAUGCGCUUGACUGUAACGAUGACUUAUCCGGACCCGCAUGGUGCGCUGUUGCAAAAUGACAUGAAUCUCAUUGUUCGUGCUGGCGCGGGAGAUGAACCUAUCGAACGACAUGGAAACAUGGCAGAUGGUGACCAGGGAUUUGACUGUGAAAAUACCGUUGAAAAGAUCAUCUGGGAUGAUGUCCCUGGCCCAACGGCUGUGAUUAUUGUCAAAGCGCAGGCUUUUGCUAUGACGUCGGUGGAACAGACAUUUGCUGUUGCUUGGGAUCUGCAGAGCAUCUAG